Mesoplodon densirostris (Blainville's beaked whale) is the source of this 1256-nucleotide messenger RNA. It is a transcript of the gene GRTP1, whose product is annotated as growth hormone regulated TBC protein 1. NCBI's taxonomy places the organism in Eukaryota, Metazoa, Chordata, Mammalia, Artiodactyla, Ziphiidae. The record is from RefSeq and is a predicted model, not a curated record. The transcript is spliced from 8 exons. The coding region runs from base 110 to 1138 and encodes 342 amino acids.
UCCUGGCGCCCGCGGCCCGGCGGAAAGGCAGGAGGCGCCCAGAGUCCCGGGAGGUGGACUUGGCACCCCCAGCCCCGCGGCCCGGGCGCCCCCUCCCGCCCCUUGUGGCAUGGAGUUCGCGGGGCGCGCGCAGGCGGCGCGGGACCGCGUCCCCAGGAUCGAUCCGUACGGGUUUGAAAGGCCUGAGGACUUUGAUUAUGCAGCUUAUGAAGAAUUUUUUUCCACCUACCUGGCGAUACUCACCAGAAGAGCCAUAAAAUGGUCCAGACUUCUAAAGGGAGGCGGUGGUGUCCAGAAGAGUAUGACACUGAAGCGCUACAUCCGGAAGGGCAUCCCGCUGGAGCACCGGGCCCGUGUCUGGAUGGGGGUGAGCGGAGCCCAGGCCCAGAUGGACCAGAACCCCGGCUACUACCGCCAUCUCCUCCAGGGAGAGAGGGAUGACAGCCUGGAGGAGGCCAUCAGGACAGACAUGAACAGGACCUUCCCUGACAACGUGCGGUUCCGGAAGGGCUCGGACCCCUGCUUGCAGAGGACCCUGUACAACGUGCUGCUGGCCUACGGACACCACAACCGCGGCGUGGGCUACUGCCAGGGAAUGAACUUUAUAGCCGGGUAUCUGAUUCUGGUGACAAGGAGUGAAGAGGAGUCCUUCUGGCUGUUGGACGCCCUUGUUGGCAGAAUACUCCCGGAUUACUACAGCCCCUCGAUGCUGGGCCUGAAGACGGACCAGGAGGUCCUCGGGGAGCUGGUAAGGACCAAGCUGCCGGCGGUGGCGGCCCUGAUGGACAGUCACGGCCUGCUGUGGACCCUGGUCGUGUCGCGCUGGUUCAUCUGCCUGUUUGUGGACGUCCUGCCCGUGGAGACUGUGCUUCGCAUCUGGGAUUGUCUGUUCAACGAGGGCUCCAAGAUCAUCUUCCGGGUGGCGCUGACCCUCAUCAAGCAACAUCAGGCCUUGAUCUUGGAAGCCGCCAGCAUCCCCGACAUCUGUGAGAAGUUCAAGGAGAUCACCAGAGGGAACUUCGUGACCGAAUGCCACACCUUCAUGCGGAAAAUCUUCUCGGAGCCUGGGAGCCUGUCCAGAGCCAGCAUCGCCAGGCUGAGGGAGCGUUGCCGGGCCCGGCUGCUGGCGCAGGGCUGACCGGCCUUCAGGGCACCGGGCUGCCACCCGCCGCCUCCACACUCCAGCCCGGAGCAAUUUGUCAUUCUGUAACGUAGCUCUUCGUGUUUCUAAAUACAUAUUUUUACCUGAGACACUG